Anolis sagrei ordinatus is the source of this 2454-nucleotide messenger RNA. It is a transcript of the gene FRMD8, whose product is annotated as FERM domain containing 8. The record is from RefSeq and is a predicted model, not a curated record. Gene Ontology annotation, biological process: negative regulation of canonical Wnt signaling pathway. Gene Ontology annotation, cellular component: plasma membrane; cytoskeleton. Lineage: Eukaryota; Metazoa; Chordata; Lepidosauria; Squamata; Anolidae.
CAAAUGGCUGGAAGGGGAUGACGUAGGCAACGGAUUGGGCAGGGCACUGGCCAAGGAGGAACUGCAGAACUUUUUAUUUUUCCUGCUGGGAAGGAAAAGAAGAAAGAGGAAAAGAUGGAGGGGGACAGGCUGUCGGUGCCCCAAAACACGGAGGACCGGUCUCAACGUAGCAGCAUCUCCUCGGCCGGACCCCGAAAUCACGACGUCCUGGUGUACCUCGUCGACGACACGGUAGUGCGCUUAACGGUGGACAACCUCUCCUCCGUCACGGCACAGGAGUUGCACCACAUCGUGUCGAAAACCUUGCAGCUCCCAGAGGAUGCGCACGAAAUCUUUGCCCUGUGGCUGGUCUCUCCUGUUCUUGAGCUGCAGCUGAAGCCAAAGCACCAGCCGUACAAACUUUGCCGUCAAUGGCAGGACCUCCUCUUCCGAUUCACCAGCUGCUCUGCCGACGACAUCCUCGAAGACGAGCCAUCACUCCAGUUCCGACGGGACAUCUUUUUCCCGAAACGGAAAGAAGUGCAGAUCCAAGAUGAGGACGUCCUUCGGCUCUUGUUCGAGGAGGCCAAGUACAACAUCCUGGAAGGGCGCUACCCGUCGGAUUUGGCCGACUGCGAAGAGCUGGGGGCUUUGAUCUGCCGCAUCAACCUGGGUCCCUUCAACCCCAAGCAGCACACGGCCUGCUUCUUGAAAGAGCGACUGGACUCCUUCUUGCCUCCCCAUCUUUGCCGACGGGGCCACGGCCUCCUCUCCGCAAUUUGGAAACGUGGGGCCACCCGACUGCCUGCCGACGAACAGGGCCUUCUUCGCGCUUUCCAGCAGGUUCCAGAGGAAGACGGCGCUUGUGAAGACCGUGCCGCAUUGCGCCAGCUUUACCGGGCUUAUUUGCAGAAGUGCCACCUCCUGCCUUACUACGGGUGUGCCUUUUUCUCCGGGGAAAUUGACAAGCCGGCCCAAGGCCUCCUUCACCGGGGCGGACGCAAAGCCGUGACGGUCGCCAUCAGCUUGGAAGGCGUCUACAUCAUCGACAGCAAAGAAAAGCAUGUCUUACUGGGCCUACGGUUCCAGGAACUCUCUUGGGAUCACACUUUUCCAAGCGAGGAGGAGCACAUUUUGUGGCUGGAGUUUGACGGGGAGAACGAAGGCACGCCAGUCAACAAGCUGCUCAAGGUCUACUCCAAGCAGGCUGAGCUCAUGAGCAGUUUGAUCGAGUAUUGCAUUGAACUGAACUCGUCUUUGGAGGGACAGGAUCCCGAACCCGCUCCCCGGGAAGCUCCUCCUUCCUCCGAACCCCGAAAACCCCCUUUCAACCGGCAGCCCCACAAACUGCAGCGGCAGAACAGUGUGACCUGCAGCCGCAUCCAGCACCUUGCAACCAUCGACUACGUGGAGGAAGGGAAAGAAAUCAAGAGGGUGAAACCCCGCCGGACCACCUCCUUCUUCGGCCGCCAACUUUCCAAUGCGCCCACUUCCUACUCGGCCGUCCGAGCCGCCGAAAACUUGGAACAAGGCUGAUAUCCUUUUGGAUCAGGGACGAUGGGACCAAGCAUCCUUUGCUUCGGGAUAAAGACUGAAUUGCCAACACGUUGAUUGUCACUCUCUCUUUUUCUCUGCCAGAGUUCGAUCAAAUCAUCUCAAGUCGGCUGGCGUAUUACAAAGUUUGAGGGCUAAAAACUCCCCGCAAACUUUAUUAUUUUGGUCCAAACGUGUGUCACUCUUAUGUGCCUUAUUCUGUUUUGUGGAGAUCCUGGAAAUGACUGAUCACCCUUUGGCUGGCCAUAUUUACACUGUAUUGUCUUAUUCUUAGGGAAUGGGAUUGUUGUGAUACUUGCCCUGAAUCCCAAAAUGGAUUUAAGUCUUUUAAGUCAGUCUGGGGUGGGUUUAUGGCUCAACAUAGCAUGCAAGUUGUACACUACUCUGAGACAUUGGGUGGGAAACUUAAGAGGAAAAGCGUCAAAAAGGGUCUGUGGAUUUGGGGGAAUCACGGCUUUUCAAAGAGCCUUAAAAAGGAGAAAGAGGGUAUUGUGCUAAGAUUUGAUUUUGAAGCGGAAACUUUGGGAAAACUAGAUAUGUAUAGUCCACCCUUUCUGGAGUGAUGUCUAAAUUCCAACGUCAACACAGACCCAUCGUAACUAAUGUAUAAUAUUGGCAAAAUUUGCAAGGCAAAGGUGGAGGAUUAUGGGAGUUUGAGUCCAACUACAUCCGGAAAUGGAUCCGAACCAAACUUGACAACACAGACCAAACUUGACAACACAGACCUAUCACGAUCAGCAUAAAAUACCAGUUGAUUUUGGGGGCAUUGAUAGGGGAUGGUGGGAAUUGUACUUCACUCACAUCCAAUGGGAUUUCUAAUGGGACCAUUCAUAACAUUCAAAACCAAAUCCAUGACUAUUUCUAAUAUUUUAUCACUACAAAAUACUAGUAUUAAUAUAUAAGCAGGAGCGGAUUAUGACU